Papaver somniferum (opium poppy) is the source of this 2077-nucleotide messenger RNA. Its product is annotated as probable pectinesterase/pectinesterase inhibitor 25. Gene Ontology annotation, biological process: cell wall modification. Bases 1 to 2037 code for a protein of 678 amino acids. The record is from RefSeq and is a predicted model, not a curated record. Gene Ontology annotation, molecular function: pectinesterase inhibitor activity; pectinesterase activity. Lineage: Eukaryota; Viridiplantae; Streptophyta; Magnoliopsida; Ranunculales; Papaveraceae. The transcript is spliced from 5 exons.
AUGGCGUGUGGACCGUCAUUGAGUCUACUAAUUAAUGAGCACUCUUCCGACAGUACUUAUGCCGUGAAUGAACGCUCAAAGGUAGAUGAAUCAUGGUUAAUAAAUUUGCUGACAAAUGUUCAACCACCACCAUUUAUAUCCCACGCGCUUCCACUCUAUUUCCCAUUUGUAAUGCACCAUCCCACCACAUUCUUUAUAUAUAAAUAUAGAUUUGUUUAUCAUCAUUUACACUCCAUCAAACCACCACCACAUUAUGGCAAUGCCAUCUAUUUUUGUUCUGCUUCUUCUUGUUAUAACAAAUGCAUUAUUAUUCAUAUCUUCAACUGCUCUAAACAGCUAAACUCCUCACCACCACCACCAUCAACACCACUACAAUCACGUACCCUAGCAUGCAAAUCAACACCCUACCCUAAACUCUGCCGUUCCAUCCUUUCAACCAUCCAUUCCUCACCCGCCUCUGAUUCUUACGAAAACUAUGGUAAGUUCUCAGUCAAGGAAUGUAAGAAACAAGCAAGGAGAACAUCUAACCUCAUAAACCAAUUUUUGAAUUCAUCAAAGAAGAAGAAACGGUCUAAUAUGAGUCACGCUGAGUCAAGAGCAUUGAACGAUUGUAGCCAACUCUCUGAACUCAGUGUUGAUUACUUAGUUACUAUAUCAAACGAGUUGAACUCGGCCGAGUCACCAUUAUCUUUAGCACUAGUUGACAGAGUUCAAUCACUUUUAAGUGCUAUAAUCACUAACCAACAGACAUGUUUAGAUGGUCUUAAAGAUUCUGGAAGCAGAAUUCCAAGUGUGCUGAAUGUUCCAUUCUCUAACACAACCCAGUUGUAUAGCGUUUCACUAGGGUUGGUGAGUCACGCUUUGAGUCUGACUCGUAAGCGAAAACGAAAACCAGGAAAAGUCCCAGCAGCAGAUCGGUUCACCACCAACGGCAACGACGUAGACUCUGGACUGAGAGCCGGUAUGUUCCAUUCUGAUUCAUCAGAACCAAGAUGGGUUGAGAAGAUAAAGAAGAGAAUGAGAAACGGCAACAGGAAAUUAACAGAAGGUGUUGGGACGCAAGUAAGUGAAGAUACUACAGUUAUUGUUGCGAAAGAUGGAUCUGGGAAUUUCACGACGAUAAGUGAAGCUAUUUCCAUUGCACCAAAUAAUACAAAGAAUAUUGUUGAUAGAGAUGGGUAUUUUGUGGUUUAUAUCACUGAAGGGAUUUAUGAAGAUGAGUAUGUUGUUAUUCCUAAGUAUAAGAAGUACGUCGUGUUAAUCGGAGACGGUAUUAAUAAGACCCUUAUUUCUGGAAAUCGAAGCGUUGUUGAUGGUUGGACUACUUUCAGCUCAGCUACAUUUGCUGUUUCGGGUGAGGGAUUUGUGGCUAUGGACAUAACAUUUAGAAACACAACAGGGCCAGAGAAGCACCAAGCUGUGGCAGUCAGAAGCAAUGCUGAUCUCUCCACGUUCUACCGUUGCAGCUUCGAAGGAUACCAAGACACUCUCUACAUUCAUUCUCUUCGACAAUUUUUCAGGGAAUGCGACGUGUAUGGCACAGUUGAUUUCAUCUUUGGCAACUCUGCAUCAGUGUUUCAAAAUUGCAACUUAAUUGCUAGGAAACCAAUGCCAAGGCAGAAAAAUGCAAUUACGGCUCAGGGUAGAACAGACCCAAAUCAGAACACAGGCAUUUCAAUCCAUAAUUGCACAAUUACAGCCAGUCCUGAGUUAGCAGCUGACUUAAACUCAACCAGGACAUUUUUGGGUAGACCUUGGAAGGAAUACUCGAGGACGGUAUUCAUGCAGUCGUACAUUGAUAACGUUAUCGAUCCAGUUGGAUGGUUGGAAUGGAAUGGAACAGUUGGAUUGAGUACACUUUUUUAUGGUGAAUUCGAAAAUCAUGGAGAAGGAGCUAAUACCAGUAUGAGAGUACAAUGGCCUGGUUAUAACUUGAUGAAUGCUGAUCAAGCUGUGAAUUUUACUGUUUAUAAUUUUACUAUGGUAGAUACAUGGAUACCUUCUACAAAUAUACCAUUCUCUAACGGUUUAUUGUAAUCAAAUUUUUUUGAUUAAGUUCAUAAUUUGGUAGUUGUAA